AUGAAUCUAAAAAAGAUAGGAAAAAAACUAAAACCCACAAUUUUUUGUGAUAUUGUUGAUGCAAAGGAGGCAAUAGUGAAUAAGAUUGAAGGCAAUCAGUAUGUUGGAUCCAAGUCUGAGGGUCUGGGGGAUUUCGAUACCAACAUUUUAAAUAUUGGGCCCAAUCGACUCAAGGCCCUUUCGGCUGGAACUAAGCCAAAGACAGUUUCUAUGGUGGAGUUACGUUCUCCUUGUCCUGUUUCACUGACUCAUAAGGCUCAAACUGAUAUAGCAGGUUUUGUUCCAUUUUCAAUUAGGAUGGCUGUUUCUAGGUGUUCUGAAACCAAAUUGCAGAAUUCCUCAUUUUUGCAAAAGUCAUUGGCGAGGAGUCAAAAAUUUAAAGUAAAUCAAUCGUACUUCAUGCCUCUCGGGCGUCCUUCUCGUGCAGGUAACAAAGUGGCUACGACUUCUUCUUCUCUGGGUCAUAGUCAAAGCAUUCAACCAUCCUUACCAUCGGAUCGUUAUUCAGGUGAAUCAACAGCUGAUGAUAUCUCAGACUCUUGUUAG
Vicia faba (fava bean) is the source of this 546-nucleotide messenger RNA. Lineage: Eukaryota; Viridiplantae; Streptophyta; Magnoliopsida; Fabales; Fabaceae. The record is from the annotation of a GenBank genome assembly.